AUGGAGAUUGGAGCACUAGUUUUAGCAGUCACCGCUGUUGUCAGAUCAGGUGAGGCUACAGAAAGAAAGAAUAAAAAACGAGGAAUUUUAUCAACUAAUAUUGGAAGCGGCUACGAAAAUAAUCAUGGCAGUGGUGUAGGACUAGAAGUUGGUGGUGAUCAUGGUAUAGGUGGAAUAAAUCUAAGCGGUCAUGAAGGCAGUUUUGGUGUGAAUCGUGGUUAUGGCGGUUUUGGAAGCGGGGCAGAAGCAGAUCUAAGCAGCGGCUUUAGCAGCGGAAUAGGCGGUGGUGCUACUGUUACCACUAUAAAUAGAGCUGUUCCAGUUUCUGUUCCACAGCCCUACCCAGUAACUGUUAACAGGCCAGUCCCUGUUCCAGUGCCACAACCUUUUGAAGUUCCUGUACCUAGACCCGUUCAAGUACCUGUCCCCGUUGCUCAACGUAUUGAAGUUCCUAGACCAUAUCCAGUUGUAGUAAAUCGUCCAGUACCUGUUGCUGUUCCUACACCGGUACGUGUACCAAUUCCACAACCUGUCAGUGUUCCAGUACCCCAACCUUACCCAGUUACAAUCCCACAACCUGUUUCAGUUAGAGUACCUCAAACCAUCGUAGUUCCAGUUGCUCAACCUAUUUUUGUUGGAAGUGGUAAUGGUGAAAUUGGUGGAGGAUUCGAACAAGGCAUCGGACAAGGAAUUAGUAGUGGAUCUUUGGGAAAUAAAUUUGGAGGAUAUAGUCUUCUAGGUAGACAUGGGGGUGGCCUAGAAAACCAUGGUGUUUCCUUAGGGAACGGCUAUGGAAGACUUUCGUCUAAUGUUAUUGGAAAAUCAAUUUCUUUUGGAUCUGGAGGACAUAGUGGUGGUGCUGCCAGUUAUUCUAGUAUUUCUCGUGGAUAUUCGAAAUAUUAG
This is a messenger RNA of Diabrotica balteata, 903 nucleotides long. The record is from the annotation of a GenBank genome assembly. Lineage: Eukaryota; Metazoa; Arthropoda; Insecta; Coleoptera; Chrysomelidae.